This is a messenger RNA of Caenorhabditis remanei, 315 nucleotides long. RefSeq lists its product as uncharacterized. Lineage: Eukaryota; Metazoa; Nematoda; Chromadorea; Rhabditida; Rhabditidae. The coding region runs from base 1 to 315 and encodes 104 amino acids. The record is from RefSeq and is a predicted model, not a curated record. The transcript has a single exon.
AUGCAGAAGGAAAUCAUCGAUGAGAGGAUAACAUUACACGUAGCAAUUUUUCAAGUUACAAACAGAGAAAUCAGUUUUCUGGAGAUCCACUGCCUCCUUGGUGACCAGGCGGACUUUUUGCAAAGUUUGAAUCAUAUGGAAGCCGUUAUCAGUGAACCAUCCGACGAAUGGCUUCUUGCAGGAGAUCCAGGUAAAUGGGGAGACCUUGUCGGUGGUGACGGCGAUUUCGUAGGUGAGGUCAUUGAUUUUCUUAACCUCUCCAAUACGGACAUCGCCGAAGGUGUUGAAGUCAACCUGAACAAGAAAAAAGAAUAA